UUCAGAGAAUGUGGAUCAGCAGCGAGACAGAAGACUGAACACACACACACACACACACACACACACUCCGUCUGCUGUCUGUCUGAGUGCUCGUCUGUCCGUCCAUCCGUCUGCAGCCGCCAUGCAGGAGUGUGUGCGGCACCUGCUCAUCCUGUGUGUGUUCUGCGCACUCUUAGUGUGUGUGUGCCGCGGGGCGUGUGCAGAGGUGGACUCAGACACAGAGGCAGUGGCGGGUCAGGGCUUCACUCUGGGCUGCAUCUCCUGUAAGAUGCGUGGAGAAGUGGAGGCCACGGCUACAGUAGACUGGCUCUUCAGGGCCCGCGGGGAGGCCGACUUCGUGCACAUCUACACGUAUGAUGGCUCCUCUGAGAACAUCAUCGACGAGCGUUUCCUGGACCGUCUGGAGUGGCACGGCAGCAGGCGCACACUGGACCUGCAGGACGCCUCCGUCGACAUCACUAACGUCACCUUCAACGACUCCGGCGUCUUCCGCUGCGUCUUCAACCGCGUGCUCAUCUACGAGCACUACGAGUUCUCCAAGGUCACCAGUAAAGACGUGCACCUGACUGUGGUGGCCAAAGCCACUCGAGGCACCGCAUCGAUCGUGUCUGAGGUGAUGAUGUACGUCUCCAUCAUCGGUCUGCAGCUCUGGCUCCUGGUGGAGAUGAUCUACUGCUACAGGAAGAUUGCAGCGGCUGGAGAGGAAGCUCUGAGAGCCAGCGCGGCGGAGUAUUUAGCGAUCGCGUCUGAGAGCAAAGACAACUGCGCCGGUGUGCAGGUAGCAGAAUAACACAGGUGUUUCUUCCUGGAUCCUCCAUCCUCACUUCCUUCCUCAUGUUUUUCUAAUGGUUUCUUACCUCUCCAAUGACUCUGAGCAUGAAUUUUUCUGCUAUGCAUGGAUGAAUCCCUCACACGCCGCUCUGGAGCUGCACAGACCUGCUGACGGAGCGCAAACCCCACAGCCAACAUGAUCAGCACAAUACUCCACCACGGAAAACACAACACUCCUCGAUGAUAAGUACUCCACCAGAGAAAACUAGCCCCGCAGUACUCCUCCAUGAUGAAUACUCCAACACAGAGAAAAGUAGCGCAUUACUUCAUAAUGAAUACUUGUGGCACAAUACUCCACAACAAAUACUUGUGGCUCAAUACCCCUCCACAGUGAAUACUUGCAGCACAAUAUUCCACGAUAAAAACUUUCUCUGAAAUACUCCACAGCCAAUACUUGCGGUGCAAUACUCCACAACGUAUACUGUGGCUUAAUGCUCCUCUACUGCGAAUACUUGUGGCACAAAAGUCUUCAGAGCAAAUACUAGAGCCACAAUACUCCACCGAAGGGAGUACUAACGCUGCAAAUCUCUAAAGUAAAUACUACCGACGCAGUACUCCACAGUGAAAUCUAGUUCGGCAAUACUCCUGCACCGCAAACCGUACUCCACCACAGUCAAUACUAUGAAUUCUAGUGCUGUAAUACUCCACCACAGCAAACAAUACUCCACCACAGCAAACAAUGCUCCACCACAGUGAAUACUUUUGGCGCAGUACUCCUCCACAGGAAACACAAUACUCUAAUACUUGCAGUGCAAUACUCCACAUCAAAAACUAGUGCCACAAUACUCCUCCACACUGAAUACUUGCGGCACAUUACUCCUUCACAGGAAAUACUUGUGCCACAAUACUCCACAGCGAAUACUGCAUCACAAAAUACUCCACAACAAAUACUUGUGGCUUAAUACGUCUCCCGAGCAAAUACUUGCAGCACAAUAUUACACUAUAAAUACUUGCAGCGCAAUACUCUACAACAAAUACUGUGGAGCAAUACUCCUCCACAAUAAAUACUUGCGUUGCAAUACUCCACUACUAUGAAUAUUUGCUGCAAAAAACUCUUUACAGCAAAUACUAGACUACAAUACUCCACCAAAGUGAGUUCUAGCUCAAAUCUCCAAAGUGAAUACUAUCGGCACAGUACUCCACAGUGAAAACUAGUUCGGCAAUACUCCUGCACUGCAAACAAUACUCCACCACAGCGGAUACUAUGAAUUCUAGUGCUGUAAUACUCCACCAAAGCAAACAAUACUCCACCACAGUGAAUACUUUUGGCGUAUUACUCCUCCACGGGAAACCCAAUACUCUAAUACUUGCAGUGCAAUACUCCACACCAAAAAUAGAUCAAUACUCCUCCACAUUGAAUACUUGCGGCACAUUACUCCUCCACAGGAAAUACUUGUGGCACAGCACUCCACAGUGAAUACUUGCAGCGCAAUACUCCACCACAACAAAUACUUGCGGCGCAAUACUCCACAGCGAAUACUGCAUCACAAUACUCCACAAUAAAUACUUGUGGCUCAAUACUCCUCUACUAUGAACACUUGCAGCACAAAACUCUUCACAGCAAAUACUAGAGCCACAAUACUCCACCAAAGUGGGUACUAGCGCUGCAAAUCUCUAACGUGAAUACUAUCGGCGCAAUACUCCACAGUGUAAACUAGUUCGGGAAAAGUCCUACACCACAAACAAUACUCCACCACAGUGAAUACUUUUGGCGUAGUACUCCUCCACAGGAGACACAAUACAUUAAUACUUAGUGUGCAAUACUCCACACCAAAAACUAGUUCCACAGUAGUUGCCCACGUUGAAUACUUGCGGCAAUUUACUCCUCCACAGGAAAAACUUGCAGCGCAGUACUCCACAGUGAAUACUUGUGGCGCAAUACUCCACACCGAGUACUGCAUCACAAUACUCCAUAUCAAAUACUGUGGAGCAAUACUCCUCCACAAUAAAUACUUGCGGUGCAAUACUCCUCUACUACGGAUACUUGCAGCACAUAACUCUUCAUAACAAAUACCAGAGCCACAAUACUCCACCAAAGUGAGUACUACCACUGCAAAUCUCCAAAGUGAAUACUACGGGCGCAAUACUCCACAGUGUAAACUAGUUCGGCAAUACUCCUCCACAGCAAACAAUACUCCACCAGUGAAUACUUUUGGCGCAGUACUCCUCCACAGGAAACACAAUACUCUAAAACUUGCAGUGCAAUACUCCACAUCAAAAACUAGUGCCACAAUACUCCUCCAGAGUAAAAACUAGCGGCGCAAUUUCCUCCACAGCAGACAUGAGCGGCGCAAUACUCCCAGUUUGCACUAGAGGUCAGCCAAAAGCCGAUCUCGUCACAUAUCAGGCCAUAUAUAAAUAUAUAUCUCGAAGUAUACAUGUUACACUUAAGCCAAAUGCCAUGCAAUGCUGUAGUUGCAUGAGCCAUCAUGAAUGUGAAUGCAGUUUCUCCACAUGUAUAUGCAGAGAGCAGACGGCAGUGUUUAUUUAUUGUAGAUUCUCUGUAAACGAGCUUGAUAGGGUUUUUAAUGAAGUCUUAGUGUUAUCACACACACAUGCGGUGCAAUAAGAGAAUCGAACUGUAUUUCCUGAAUGUAGCACUCGAUGGAUUGAUCGCAACUACUUUGUGCUGAAAUGCAUUGUGGGUAAGUGCAUUAAGGCGUCUGAUGGCUGCUGGAAUGCCGCUGUUUUAAUGCAUGCCCACACUGAAGAUCCAGAGCAAACCUCCUCACUGCAGACCUGCUGACGCACCAGUGCAUGCUGGGAAACGCAGUGCUGGUGGGCGGAAGCAGAGAGACGUGUGCACAUUAAAUCAAUCCUGUGGACUGUUGGUUUUAAAUGGAAACCAGUGAAUAAAUACUCGUGCAAUAAUGGA
Danio aesculapii is the source of this 3706-nucleotide messenger RNA. RefSeq names its product sodium channel, voltage-gated, type I, beta b (gene scn1bb). Gene Ontology annotation, biological process: sodium ion transport; regulation of heart rate by cardiac conduction; cardiac muscle cell action potential involved in contraction. Gene Ontology annotation, cellular component: voltage-gated sodium channel complex. Lineage: Eukaryota; Metazoa; Chordata; Actinopteri; Cypriniformes; Danionidae. The record is from RefSeq and is a predicted model, not a curated record. Gene Ontology annotation, molecular function: sodium channel regulator activity. The coding region runs from base 122 to 790 and encodes 222 amino acids. The transcript has 6 exons.